GGGCCGGGCAACCCGUGACUCGGCCCGCUGGCCGCGCUCCGUCCCCGGACGCUCCGCUCGCCCCCCGGGGACCGGUGACACCUCCCCUCUCCCCCGCCCCCCGCCAUGGAGGAGGUGGACAAGAUUCUCAUCCGCUCCCUGCGCUUGGCUGGCACGGCGGUGCCCCCCGAGGUGCAGAGCCUGCGGGAGUUCAGCACGGAGCUCAUCGUGGAAUCCGUGGUCCGCUGCCUCCGCGUCAUCAGCCCCUCGCUGGGCUCCGGCCUCAGCCCCCUGCUGCCCCCGGGCAUGUCGGCUCGCUUCCGCAUGGGCAUGGGGUUGGCCCAGGCCUGCACGGAGCUGGGCUACCCCAGGGAGUUGGGCUACCAGAGCUUCCUGUACUCCAGCGAACCCGACAUCCGCCACCUGCUCAUGUUCCUGGCCGAGCGGCUGCCCCGCGACGCGGCCGAGGACGCCGACCAACCCGCGGGCGAGCCCGCGGUCUUGCGCCGGGCCAUCGCCUCCCGCGUCAAGGAGCAGCUGGCGAUGCCCUGGGUGCCCCCGGCCUGCCGCGUCCCCCGCCUGCAGCGGGCGCAGGGCUCCUUCCCCCUGGAUCGUUUUCAUGCACAGCGGCUGGUCCUCCCUGAUGCCGAUGCCACCGGAGUCCCGAAAGAGGUGCGGGAAUUCCAGGGGGGCCGCUUCCUACCCCCCGUGCCGGUCCAGCCCGCCCUGCGGCCUUGGCGGGUGGCUUCGCUGCUGGAGUCCCACGCGGCUGAACUCAGUGCCCGGCAGGAGUGGGAGGCAGAGUGGAAGGGCCCGGGGCUCGCCUCCCGUCUCUCCCCGGAGGAGUACCAGAGGGGGAAGAGACAGCGGCUGCAGCGACGGUUGGUGGAGCAACUGAGGCAGAGCUGGGGGCGGGUGGCCCCCUCUGAGCGGGGCCUCCCUGGAGCCCAGGACCUGGGGGAGCUGCUGCACUCUUGGAGGGCUGGGGGACCCCACAUCCCAGCGGGGAAGGGUUCCCGCUUCACUCACGCUGAGAGAUUUACCUUCCGACAGGAGGCCGAGGCCCCGGCCGGUCAGGCGCCGGUGACCGAUGCCCUCCUGCCGUCCAAGCGCUCCGAGCAGGACGUCCAGGCGGCGCGGGAGGAGGAGGCGGCUGCCCUGCAGCAACAGCUGGAGCAGGUGGGGCGGGCCAUCGAGGAGGUCGGGGACCACAUGAAGAAGCUAAACCUGAGCCUUGGGCAGGUUGAGGCCGAGAUCCGGGAGAGCCAGUUGGGCGCGGCCGAACGGGAACAGCUGAUGCGGGUGAAGAAGCGGGCUGUGGACCUGCUGCCCGACGCCCACGUCAACCUGGCCAAGCUGCAGCUGGUGGUGGAGAACAGCGCCCAGCGGGUCAUCAACCUGGCCGGUCAGUGGGAGAAACACCGGGUGCCUCUCAUCGCCGAAUAUCGGCAGCUCAAGAAGCUGCAUGACAGGAGAGAGCUGGAGUCGUCCCGCCAGCUCCUGGAGAUCAAGGAUUUACACCAGCGCAUCCGUGGGGCUGCCGACGAAGCCAAGCGAAAGGAAGAGUUGUACAAGCAGCUGGCGAUGGAGCUGGAGAACCUGCCAAAGGACGUGUCCCGCUCUGCGUACACCCAGCGCAUCCUAGAGAUCGUGGGCAACAUCCGCAAGCAGAAAGAGGAGAUCACGAAGAUCCUCGCGGACACCAAAGAACUGCAGAAAGAAAUCAACAGCCUGUCAGGGAAGCUGGACCGCACCUUUGCUGUGACAGAUGAGCUUGUGUUCAAGGAUGCCAAGAAGGAUGAGGAUGUCCGAAAAGCUUACAAGUACCUGGCUGCGCUGCAUGAGAACUGCAGCCAGCUCAUCCAGACCGUCGAGGACACGGGCACCAUUAUGAGGGAGAUCCGAGACCUGGAGGAGCAGAUUGAAACUGAGACAGGAAAGAAGACGCUCAGCAACCUGGAGAAGAUCCUGGAGGAUUACAAGGCCAUCCGUCACGAGAACGCGGGGCUCCUGGGCCGGAUCCGGGAGACGUGAGGCUGGGGGAGCGGCAGGACCCCCGGGUCCCAGCCCGGAGCUGGCAGAGAGCAGGCUGCUCAGUGGACGGAGGACACCAGAGGAACAGAGUCGGAGCGCGGGGCCCGGAAGGCCGCCCCUCCUCCCUUCCGAGCACAGCUUGGGCCCCACCAGUCCCUGUCUCGGGGUGGGGGUCGGCUGCUGCAGUGCUGAAUCCGGCCAGUUGUCUCCCCCUCCCCCUUCCCCCCCAUUGUCCUUUCCGAGCUCUCUUUUGGGGCCGAGGGGGCCUCCUCAGAGGUUAAGAAGAAGGUGGGGGAGCAUACCGAGCCAGCCCCCGCUUCCCUCGGGGUGGAGGGCAGAGGGAGUCCCGGCCGGUCUCCUCUCGUCAGACUUCACCUCCACCUCCCCGCUCCCCUCCACGUCGUCUCACCGUCUCCCCGCCACAGCUCAGCCAGGAUGCUGAGCUAGCUUUUGUUGUCCGUGAGACACGGGCAUCCCCGGGGCGACUCCUUUUGGCUCCGUUUGGAUCCCUUUCUUCCUUCUGGCCGUUUUCUCCCCCCAACUCAGACUGAACACCCCCCACCCCGGCCCAAAACACAGGAAUCCCCUGGGUGUUUCCUGGAAACCACAGUUUAUUGCUGUCAGACAGUUCUUUAUCUCAGGGGGGCGCAGACCCCCAAUAAAUCACAGUUUCGUUUUGCAA
Ornithorhynchus anatinus (platypus) is the source of this 2695-nucleotide messenger RNA. It is a transcript of the gene CCDC22, whose product is annotated as coiled-coil domain containing 22. The transcript is spliced from 17 exons. Gene Ontology annotation, molecular function: cullin family protein binding. Bases 106 to 2013 code for a protein of 635 amino acids. Gene Ontology annotation, biological process: positive regulation of ubiquitin-dependent protein catabolic process. Lineage: Eukaryota; Metazoa; Chordata; Mammalia; Monotremata; Ornithorhynchidae. The record is from RefSeq and is a predicted model, not a curated record.